CAAACCAUAUACACACUGCCGAUAAUCAGUAGAAUAUACGGUUACGUGUUUGUUGUAUGAAUAGAAGUGAUAGGAGUAGUUUCUCGAAAUUUAUCAAAAACAAAAAUGGGAAAGUACUCGACUGCUUCGUUGCUAUUGUAAUCCAUGGAAAUACAUCACGACGAGUUUACCUUCAUGAGAUAUGAAAAGAAAAUCUUAACGUUAUGUCUUGUUCCGAUUAAUUAUUAAUGCAGUUUAUAAGAAAACAGCUUAUUUUGGAAAUAUGGAGUUAUUUACAAAAAGAAAACCUGGCUCUAGAGUUGUAGACCUAGUGCAACAAAGGGAAUUGCAGGAGUCAGCUGCUAGGAGUAUCAGUCGUAAGUUGAAAGUUACACCAAAUUUCCUGAAACGCCUAGGACUGGAAACAGAACUGGAAGGACAUGAAGGUUGUGUUAAUUGUUUGGAGUGGAAUGAAAGUGGAUCUAUGCUCGCAUCAGCCUCAGAUGACAUGAGAGUCAUUUUAUGGGAUCCAUUUUCUUAUAAAGUAAAAUACAAUAUCCAAACUGGACAUAGUGGAAAUAUUUUUACUGUGAAGUUUUUGCCAAACUCAAACGACUCAAUACUCGUAACUGGUGCUGGAGACUAUAAAAUACGGGUGCAUGAUAUCUCGAUUUCGGAUAUAUUACUCGUCUGCAAUUGUCAUUAUGGACGUGUUAAACGAUUUGGUACAGCGCCAGGUGUGCCCUUCCUAUUCUGGAGUGCCUCAGAAGAUGGUCUCAUUAUGCAGUAUGAUAUACGAGUACCACAUUCUUGUAAAAGCAAUGUUCAAAAGAAUGUGUUGAUCAACUUGUCCAAUCAUACGGGUCGGUUCACUGAGGCCAAAUGCAUUAAUGUCAACCCCAGGAGACCCGAGCUGAUUGCCGUUGGAGCCAGUGAUGCUUACAUUAGGAUGUAUGAUCGUCGGAUGAUCAAACUGUCAAAUAGCCCAGAUUCAACAAUUUCAAAUAGCAACGUUUUAAAUCUUGGCAAAGGAGAUUACGAUAAUAAUGUACCACUAGCUUGUGCUCAAUAUUUUAUUGCAGGCCACUUGAGAUACAAAGAUAACUGUAAAAAAUAUUGUACAACGUAUUUAACGUUUAGUGAUGAUGGAAAUGAAUUACUAGUCAAUAUGGGAGCUGAACAGAUUUAUCUAUUUGAUAUUAAUAAUCAUGGAAAUUCAAGAAAUUUUAUUGUGCCUGUUGAAUUAAUUACAAAUGAUGGUGAUGGAAAUGAGCCAAUCGUAGAGAACAGCAAUACUCCUGUAGUAUUAGAAGAUUUAUCUUCAAUAAAUUUUACUGACUUUAGUCCCGAAGUUGAAGAGUUACAAAAAAGAGCCAAGCAAGCUUUUAAAGAAGAACGAUAUGCGAAUGCUGUAACACUGUACAAUGAUGCAAUUGAUUUGUGUCCAAAUGCGGCAAUACUUUAUGGCAACAGAGCUGGAACUUACAUGAAACGAGCAUGGGAUGGUGAUAUAUAUGCUGCUUUACGAGAUUGUCGCGUCACGUUAGCUCUCGAUCCAGAACACGUGAAAGCUCAUUUCAGGUUGGCAAGAUGUUUAUUCGAUUUAAACAGAGUAAAAGAGGCCAACAUUGUGAUGAAAAACUUCGCAGAAAAGUUCCCAGAAUUCACUAAUAAUUCUGCUUGUAAAUCCUUAAGGAAAGAUAUUAAAGAGGCAAUGAACACUAAUAAAGAGUCCCAGGCAUCAAAACAAUCAAUUGAAGUAAAGAUUUCAGACUACGAGCGAGAGUGGCGGAAAAAUGCUAUUGAUUUCAAAUUACGUUUGUGUGGACAUUGCAAUACAAUAACUGAUAUCAAGGAAGCUAACUUUUUCGGAGACGAUGGUCAAUUCAUUAUCGCUGGAUCAGAUGAUGGCUCAUUCUUUAUUUGGGACAGAUAUACAACAAAUAUAGCACGAGUUUUAAAAGGAGAUCAGAUGAUAGUGAAUUGUUUACAGCCACACCCAUCCAUGUGUCUAUUAGCUACCAGUGGUAUUGAUCCAGUUAUCAGGUUGUGGAGUCCUAUGCCAGAGGACGGAAGUGUAAACGUUUGGGAAGUUGAAAAUUCCAAUGAUGCUGCAAUAGCAAACUACAUUAGAAUGAAUACAGAUCAUUUUGAGGUGAUGUUUUGGAAUAUGGGAUACAGAUUUCCUGGCCAAGGCUCAGGAAAUGGUCAAGAUGACAACGAAGAUCGACAAGAUUCCUCAAAUACUCAGCCAUUAAAUUGCAGACCAAGUUAAGCUUUGUUGAUAAGAUAAUGUUACAUAUAUAAAUAAAGGAGGACAUGUAUAUACAGUAUACAAGUAUUUGUAUGUGUACAUAUAUGUGUCUAACAUUCUGCGCUAUAAUGAGGGAAAGAAAGAGAGAGAGAGAGAGAGAGAGAGAGAGAGGGAGAGAGUGAGCGAGGGAGGGAGAAAGGAAGAGGAAGAGAGAGUACUGAAAAGAAAUUAUUAUAAUGUGAUGUAAUAUAUUACUUUUUCUUCUAUUGAUAAAAAAAAUUUUAUAUACAGUAAUCAAUCUCAAGAUAUUUUUCAUAUUACUUAGAUGGAAGUAAUUCCCAUAACGUUUCUAAAGUACUUCCUUCUCUUGGUUCUUCAGCAGCAAGUCCUAAAUUUGUUGCUAAUAUUGGCUUUCUUUGAUUUACACCACCUUCUGAGAAGUACAUAUUGAAAGCAUUUGAUAUUUCAUCUUCACAUGACUCGAUUUCAGUAAAUUUUUCUGUUAUCGAUUCAGGUUGCGGAACUGACUGUAAUUAUAAUUAUAUGUAUUAUAAUUAUAAUAUGUAUCAUAAUUAUAAUAUAUAUACAUUACAACAUGUACAUACAAAAAUGUAUCAAUAAGUUGUAAAUGCACGUAUGUUUAUGUACAAGGCUAAAUCAAAUUAAUGACUUAUUGUUUUCUUACCUGGUGUUCAAACGUACACUCCCGCCCAAUAAUCUUUGCCCACCUAAGAACAAAACGACUAUAAAUUUUAAACUCCAUAUCUCGGCUGGAAAUACACCUACAGAGCUCUACGUGGGCUCAUUUGAAAGGGUUUUUCGAGCACUUUUCAAUGGUGUAUAUUAAAAUCAUGCUUAGAUAUUUCCCUUGGAGAUAGGGCGACGAAUAUCAAAACAAAAAUUACGAAAUUUUUGCUUUUUCUUUAAUCGCUUGCCAUUUCGAGAAAUAAAAUCGUAGAAAAAUUCUAAACAUAGCAUUUUUUAGCUCUUUUUCUGCACUAUCCAAAACACUCACUCAAAAAUAAUUUUCGUCUAAAUUCAGCGAUUAUAUGAGCAUUUCAUUCAAAAACAGCAUCUAUAUUCAUUGCUCUGUAACUCGGAAAAUUCGAGUUGUAGAAAAAAAUUUUCUUGGAAGAAAACGUUCUAUUUUGUAAGUAGAAUACGUGAACGAAAUUUCAUAAUCAUAUGAAAACAUUUUUUUUUCAGUCGUAAUAUCAAGUAGUCUAAUUUUGUCAAUAUUUCACUUUGGAAUAAUAAAACAGAUCAUUUAUACUCGAAGCUAUUCUAUUAAUUGUAGACAAAUUUUAAUUGUAUGCAAAUCUCGAUCAACGAAAAAUCUAAGUAGAAAAAUUAAUCUAAUCUACCAAAACUGACAUAACUAAUGAUUAGUGAAAAAAAUUUUUUUUUAAUGUUGUUCUAAUCUCCUAAAAAAUUGUUUACCAUAGUAACAUAUUAUUGAAGUAUGGCACCGAGAGAUUUUAGUAAACGUUAUCAAGUUAUUGGAUUUCACAUAAAUGGUAAAAGCAAUCGUUUCCGCGGUCUACCAGAGCGCUUUUUGUCUUCAACACUGCCGCUACUUUUAAAUUUAUUUACAUUGUAGUCUACGGUUCGACGAGGAAUAUUGAGAAUACUAGCAAUCUGACGAUUGCUUUUACCAUUUAUGUGAAAUCCAAUAACUUGAUAACGUUUACUAAAAUCUCUCGGUGCCAUACUUCAAUAAUAUGUUACUAUGGUAAACAAUUUUUUAGGAGAUUAGAAC
This is a messenger RNA of Phymastichus coffea, 3992 nucleotides long. Its product is annotated as WD and tetratricopeptide repeats protein 1-like. The coding region runs from base 263 to 2254 and encodes 663 amino acids. Gene Ontology annotation, molecular function: protein binding. The transcript is spliced from 13 exons. Gene Ontology annotation, biological process: negative regulation of fatty acid biosynthetic process. Lineage: Eukaryota; Metazoa; Arthropoda; Insecta; Hymenoptera; Eulophidae. Gene Ontology annotation, cellular component: Cul4-RING E3 ubiquitin ligase complex; cytoplasm. The record is from RefSeq and is a predicted model, not a curated record.